AUGUCGUCGAUGGGUGACUCUAGCUGGUCAGCGGCUGCUUCAUCUACUUCAGACCCGCCCGAUCAUGGAGUGGCCGGAGCCGGUACUGAUGGGACAGAUAUGUACAAUCAUUACAAUAAUGUCGAGCCUACUGACAACGAAGUUGAUGAUGAGCUCAAAGAACUGCUCGACAGUGCAUUGCAAGAUUUUGAUACCCAUCCAGGUUGUGGCUAUGCCACAUCAGGUAUAGGUUCAAAUGAAGAAGAAGCAAGAGUUGGAGGACUGGGAUCUGCUGCAUCAGAUUCUUCAAUGAAUCAUCCUCAGUCACCAUCUUCAGCUUCUACCAAUCAGUUUGUGUCAUCUACAUUCAGUGGGUUACACACAUCAACACAUGAAGGAGGGGAUGACUCAGCAGGUAGGGACCUGGCUGAACAACUUGAUGAAGCCAUGCGUUCUUUCAUUGGAGAUGACCCGGAACUUAUGCAAAACAUUGAAAUCCUUGCCAAAGCUGCAGAAUCCGCUGGUGACUCCCCAGAGGCCCAGAAGGAGUUUGCUGAUACUCUUGCUAAAACAUUGAGCAGUUUGGCCCAAAAUGCUGAGGGUUUACAGGAGCAGCUGAAUGAAGAUGAAUUGAAUCAAGCAUUCAGUAAUCUGGGUCUUAACCCAGGGAAUGUUGGAGUUGGACUGGAUGGAAACACUGGAGGUGGAGGGGCUGAUAACCCAGAUAUUCUUCCAGUGAUGCAGAAUAUGAUGAAAACACUUCUGUCCAAAGAAGUCCUCUAUCCAUCCUUAAAAGAAAUAUCUCAAAAGUAUCCUAAAUGGUUGGAAGAAAAUGAGGGAAAGACGGAAAAGGAGUUGAUUGAAAAUUACACUCUGCAGUACAACCUGAUGAAAACCAUUUGUCAAGAGUUUGAGAAAGAAACCACAGCAGACAGUGAAGAUACUAAAAACCACAGAUUUAAAAGAAUACUUGAACUUAUGCAGGAAAUGCAAGAAUUAGGUCAACCUCCCAAAGAAAUCCUUGGAGAAAUGGCCCCUGGUUUAGAAUUUGAUGCAAAUGGCUUUCCCAAAUUAUUGAAUUCUAAUCAAUGUACAGUAAUAUUUCACAUUUUUGACGGCACAAGAAUUUUUCUUUUUUUUCUUUUUUCUGGAAAUCCCCACCCCUGCAUUUUAAAAUAUCACUUAAAAUCCUCUCCUCCCUUUCUCUCUCUCCCUGAACAAAUACCAAGUCACCUUGCUAGUAAUUAA
Messenger RNA from Acanthosepion pharaonis, 1227 nucleotides. NCBI's taxonomy places the organism in Eukaryota, Metazoa, Mollusca, Cephalopoda, Sepiida, Sepiidae. The record is from the annotation of a GenBank genome assembly.